CUUCAAGUCGCAAAGACGUACUUAUAUUAGUUACUAAGAGAGUUUCUCGUGUUUUUUUAUUUCAAAAGUUUCAAAAUUUGAUCAAAAUUUAAAAAGCUUUCUAAAAUGAGUUGCUUAUACUUUUGGAUUAGAGAAAAGCAAUUCAAAAGGCCUUCCAAAUUAACACUCAGCAUUUCACCCGUAGAUGUUAAUUAUCCUCUAGACAGGAAUAAGUAUCGCAAAAGAUGUAAGCAUAAAGAUUUUGAAAAGCUCGUAAUUCACGAGACACCAUCAUUAUCACAAGCAUACGAUCUGUUAAAAACGCCAUGGUUUCGUCACAAAAUUAUAAGCAGUAACAAAAUUUUCAAUAUUGAAUUCAAAAUUAAUAAAGAGCUGCCUGAAAACACUAAGGACUUCCAUUUUGAUCCAGACAUUUUUAAUGAAAAAUCAUUUCUUGUCAUAUUCAGUUCGACAGUUGGAAAAAGGAAAAAGUUUUACUGGAAAGUCGCUGGAGAUAAUAAAUUUUUAUCGUUUGAACUUUCAGAUAAAAUUUUGUCUGAUUUUUUUCAAAACUUCAUUGUGCAUGAAGUGAAAAAUAACAGAAAUGGACUUUUAUCAUCAUUUGAAUCUAAGUCAGAACUUGAUAUUCGAGAUUUUCAUAGAAUAAUUGGACAUCAUUUCCUUCUAAUGGCUCCUAAGGGUACAUCUGAGAAUCUAAUUAAAAAAUUGAUUCCCAGUGGAUUUGAUCUUUACAGCGGAAUGGGCCACAAUUUUCUUGUAAUGGCAGCAGAACAAAGUCGUGACGAUAUUGUUGAUAAAUUGCUUCCGUACAAUUUUGACCUUAAUGAAAGUAUAAGCGGAAUGUAUGCACUUAACAACACAUUAGUGAUUGUAGGAUGUCAUAUGAAAAAUAUACAAUUCUCUGCAAUCGACAUAGCAUGGCAGAAUUACACAGUAGGAAGUGAUACAGAAGAUCAAAGACGUCGAAGUAAUAAAAUCAUUUUGAGCUUGCUUAAUAAAAACUCAAGGCUUCCAGGACCACAUGUCGCUUUUAAAUAUGAAAAAGCAUCAGAGGAAGUGAAAAAGUUUAUAGAUAUGUGUGAGAAAGUUCAUAGUUAUGCACAAAUUGAUGACAUAGAAAAUUUAACGACAGAAAUAACACAACAUCCUCAUUUGAGACACUUUUGUAAUAGAAAUAAUCAGUCGAUCAUGUUUUAUGCAAAACAGCAACAAAAAUUGAAAAUUAUAAAUUUGUUAUCGUCUCUAAAUAUUUCAAUUGGAAGUCAUGAAGAUCCAGAGCAUGGCUAUUUACAUCAAAUACCUUUAGAAUGUGUAUUUAAUAAAAAAGCAGUUAUUAAAUUUUUUGGACUCAACCAUAAAGAAAAGCAUCAAUAAAAUCUAGAUAAUUCAUUUCGAGUUCCUUUUUUGAGACAAAUUUUUAUCUAAUUGUCAACCAGACACAAAAUUAAAAUCAUGUUUGUACUAAAAAGCAGCACGAAACAAAAUCCCGCACAACAAAUAUCACACGACAGUUUAAGCUGUAAAUUUAGAUCAAUAUUAAACUCAUGUUUGCUGUUAAAAAGCCAGCGAAAAUUACUCCGCAUAGAGUCAUCAAAUGGAAAAUAAAAUGUAAAAAUAUGUGUUGCUGAAGUGUCCCCCGUGAAACAUUUAAAAGUAUUUUUCACAUGUUUUUACUCUUAAAAUUAUUUUAUUUGACACGUCAAGGGAAGAGUGUGUAUAGGAAAC
Molecule: messenger RNA, 1725 nt
Organism: Chironomus riparius
Lineage: Eukaryota; Metazoa; Arthropoda; Insecta; Diptera; Chironomidae
Source: the annotation of a GenBank genome assembly